Messenger RNA from Zingiber officinale, 2175 nucleotides. RefSeq names its product RNA-binding protein 38-like. Lineage: Eukaryota; Viridiplantae; Streptophyta; Magnoliopsida; Zingiberales; Zingiberaceae. Gene Ontology annotation, molecular function: RNA binding. The coding region runs from base 207 to 1121 and encodes 304 amino acids. The record is from RefSeq and is a predicted model, not a curated record. The transcript is spliced from 6 exons.
GGCCAAUGCUGGCUAUUUUCUCUCUCCUCUCUUUUGGGUUUACUAGGUCUCUUGCUUUCUCACUGGCCUUCAACUUUUCUUAAUCUGUUCCUCCUCUCUCUUUCUCUCCCUCCUUCUUCCCUCCCUUAUGCUAGGCAUCAGCUCGCUUCUUUAGGGUUUCAUCAGCAGGCUGCUGCUGGAGGCUGGAUUAAUCGGAGAUCAGGAAGAUGAGCCCUAAUUUAGUAGGACAAUUUGGAGACACCACCUUCACCAAGAUCUUCGUAGGGGGGCUGGCUUGGGAGACCAAAAGCGAGACAAUGAGGAAGUACUUCGAGCAGUUCGGGGAGAUCUUGGAGGCCGUGGUCAUCACCGACAAGGCCACCGGGAGAUCAAAGGGAUAUGGAUUUGUGACCUUCAAGGAGGCGGCAGCGGCAGUGAAGUCUUGCGUCGAUCCAGCUCCGGUGAUCGACGGUCGGAGGGCCAACUGCAAUCUCGCUUCGAUCGGCGCUAAGCGGUCUCAGCCUACGACACCUCGCCACGGGGGAAACAGGAGUUUUAGGGCGGUGAAACCUUUUCAUAAUGUUACAGGAUACCAGCAAGGUGUGGGUGGUGCUGGUGGUGCUGGUGCAGCUUUACCUCCAGCCAUUGCCAGCUGCUUCCCUCAUUAUGCCAUCCAACAAGGUGUCCCUUUUGGUCUCUACGGGUACGCUCCUUACUCUUUGGACUACAGCUACCCUACGAGCUAUUACAAUGUGUAUGAAGGAGCCACUGCACAGUAUCCGGCAUAUGGCUCGCCGGCGGCCUACUACCCCAAUUAUUUCCAGUUCGGGGGUGGCGGCGGCGCCACUGGCAGGACUGCUCCGGCAGCAGCAACUGCUCUGGCCAAUGGCGGACAAAUGGGCUACAACGUUUCAUACCCAACGGCAAUGCUCCAUUACCCGACGGCAGUGGCAUCGACCCCGGCGGGAAUAACUGCCUUCGGGCAGCAUUUCGGAGCCGGGCCAUUGCCCAUUGCUGCAACUUCUACUGCACAAUCUGGAGGCAUAACGACGACCCUGCCGCCGUCGCCCACCGGCUAUCCUUACCGCCUGGUUCCUGCUCACUUCUCUGCCUCAACGGCGCCACAGCAGCCCUUGGCUUAACCAUGAUUCACGUUGAUUCUUCCAAACUCCCCAAAUCAUGCACCAUAUUUUUUACAAGUCAUGCAUACCUCAAGUUUAGUCCCAUGGAAGGGGCCUAAACUAUCCGAAUUCUAGUGUUGAAUUUGGAGAAUCCUCAAGUUGCCUUCAGGCCCUCGGUUGGGCUUGAAGCAAUCUUCUCCCAUGGCGGAGAACACUAACUUUGCAUAUAUAAAUCAACUAAUUUUCCUUGCAUGCAUGGCCUUAAUUAAUUAAUAAUUUCAAGUGUUUAAACCAGUCCGAGGAGGACGCCUGCCACUAAGACGGGCAAAUUCAAGGAGAGAACAAGACAGUUCUUCUCUUGGAGAUCAACACCAAGAGCGAUAUCAGUGGGGUUUAGGAGGCUGUGAGAAAAGAAGAAUUAAUUGAAAACCUCAGUGACUCCUUCCUAACACCUUUAACUCGACCCAACAUUGGGUUUGAGAAAUUAACCAUUAGUUAAGGUAGAUGACACCGGUCACACUGAGCUUAUCCAGGAAUUGGUGUGAUCGAACAGGCAUUCAUGAGGUUGUGGUAGAACACCCCAUGCAAGCAAAGGCACAGGUUCAAGGAGCACUGCUGAUGUUUGUUUAUUCUCGGCAUGCUCUUGGCACUACCUCCUGGCCUCCAUCACUUACUGACUCCAUUAAUGAGCUCCACAGGGUCUGGAGCUCCAAACAUGAAGCUGAGGGUGGAUAUUUAUGAUCCCUUGGGUUCCACACUUUCAUCUCUCUCCCUCGUUCACUCACUGAUCUGCAUGCAUGCAUCACCAUGGUUUAGCUUCACAGCAUAUCUCUCUUCUCUUUUGUUGAGGACAUUUGGAGCUUUUAAUUUGUGUAUUGAAUAAGUACGCAAGACUUAUGGAUUGUAAUAAUACGAAGAGUACUUAACAUUCAUAUUCAUGCAUCAUGAGUUGUGUAAGGGAUAUUCAAGUCAUGCGCUGCCUUUGAUUUCUUUUUGUACUUUUAGGGUGUGGCCUUUGUUUAAAAUUUGGCUUUUAGUGUGUUCUUAAUUGUAAUUAUUCAAGUCAUCAUCGUAA